UUUAUCAAGAUUGCCAUUAUGCGUUAUUCACUUAUCUUUAUAUUUAUUCACACUGCGCUCGCUGCUCCUAAGACAAGGGGCACAAACCAAAAAAGUGAGGUUUUAAGGACCACAACACCUACAGACGGUAUUCUGGUUACGAAGGAUAUAAAUCCUAAUAAUACCAAUUCCAAUAUUACCAAACGAGGUUAUGUUACCAGUACUUGCAAUGAUAAGCAAGAAGCUAAAUUGAAAAAAGCUAUGAGACUAUGCAAAACCUUCGCCGAUGCAGCUUAUCGCGCCGUUUAUAAUAAUGAAGAGUUAAGGCGCAAAUAUUUUAAAACUGACAGCGCGGAAAAUAUCUAUGCUAUCGGCGACGUUUACAAGGAAAUCUCGAAAGCAUGCGAUUUAGAGAUAAACAAUAUCCCCUUUGGUUGUGAGGAAGAAAAAGGCCAUUGUGAAACCUCUAGCGCUUACACACGUUCUGACGAGGAUAAAGUUUAUUUAUGUCCUGAUUUUUUUACAUACCAUGAUAGCUCCAGAGCUCGAUCUCUUAUACACGAACUUUCGCAUCUGAAUUAC
Pyricularia pennisetigena is the source of this 561-nucleotide messenger RNA. RefSeq lists its product as uncharacterized. The transcript has 3 exons. The annotation marks the transcript as partial. Lineage: Eukaryota; Fungi; Ascomycota; Sordariomycetes; Magnaporthales; Pyriculariaceae. Gene Ontology annotation, molecular function: metalloendopeptidase activity. The record is from RefSeq and is a predicted model, not a curated record.